This is a messenger RNA of Micropterus salmoides (largemouth bass), 1025 nucleotides long. RefSeq names its product type-2 ice-structuring protein-like. The record is from RefSeq and is a predicted model, not a curated record. The transcript has 7 exons. Gene Ontology annotation, molecular function: signaling receptor activity. The coding region runs from base 170 to 706 and encodes 178 amino acids. NCBI's taxonomy places the organism in Eukaryota, Metazoa, Chordata, Actinopteri, Centrarchiformes, Centrarchidae.
AGAUAAGUGACUUCAUCCUCAGUUCCUGGAAAGAUCCGUCUAUAACUGUAUAUAAGAGCUGGUGUUUCUCUGGUUCAGGACGACUGAAGCUACAGACACUGAGAAGGAAGAAGAGAAGAUCGUUCUGCAGCAGGUAAUCAUCAUCUUCAACAUCUGCAUCAUCUCCACCAUGAAGACGCUGACUCUGUCUGCACUUCUUUGUGCCAUGAUGGCUCUGACCAGAGCUGCUGCUCUUCCAGACGCAGAGGCUGGACCUGGGUCAGAGGGAUCUGCUGUCCAAGCAGAGAGUCGUGUUGUCAAGAGGUCCCCAUGUUGUCCUGAGGGUUGGACUGCUUUCAACAGUCGCUGUUUCCUCUACGUUGCAAAAGCCAUGAGUUGGGCUGUGGCUGAGACAAACUGUCAGUUCCUGGGUGGAAACCUUGCAUCUGUUCACAACAUCCAGGAGUACCAAGAGAUUCAGAGGACGAUAGUGAAAGACUCUCAUAAUCAAGGAGAAACAUGGAUCGGAGGGUCUGAUGCAGAACAGGAGGGAUUUUGGUUCUGGAGUGAUGGUACACCUUUCAGCUUUACUCAGUGGUGUCCUGGACAACCUGAUAACUUUCAAGGUCAUCAGAACUGUCUGCUAAUGAAUUUUUCAGAUCUGAAAGGCUGGGAUGACCGUGGUUGUGAAGCUCAGUUCCCAUCUGUCUGUGUCAGAAAUGUCUGAUAAAAGCACAAACACUGAUUUGUGCUUUUGAUUUCUGUUUGUCUCUCUGUGAGGAAACUCGUCUCUCUUCAGCCACCAGUCUCAUAUUUGACCGGAAGGCUCUAUAUCUCAUUUCACAUCUUUAUUUCUUCUCUAUCACUGUAACGCUACUUAAGGAGCGAAGCCACAUGUGACAUAAACAGCAGCUGGAUUGUCUCUGUCUCUAUACGAGCAGACUGAAUAUGUAAUGAAAAGAAAGCUUUUAGCACAACUUUAUUCUGCAGACUGAACUGUUCUUUCUUCUCUUAUGCAAAAUUAAAAGUCUCAAGCAUUGAAACAA